Messenger RNA from Columba livia (rock pigeon), 9656 nucleotides. Its product is annotated as basic salivary proline-rich protein 2-like. The transcript is spliced from 5 exons. Bases 8688 to 9656 code for a protein of 322 amino acids. The record is from RefSeq and is a predicted model, not a curated record. Lineage: Eukaryota; Metazoa; Chordata; Aves; Columbiformes; Columbidae.
CCUCCUGUCAGGCUCCCGAGCGGCGGCCGCGCAGCGCCUGGGGCUGUUCCGGCGCUGCCCGGGCUGAGGGGCGGGUCCCGGGGUUCCAGCCACGCCCUGGGGCGGGCCCCGCAGGCUGAGCUGUUCCGCCCCCGCGCCCUAAUCCCUGCGCCUCUCUGAGACGGGGAUAGAGGUGUCCUCAGUGCCUGGGGCUUCCCUCAGGCAGUGGCGCCUCGUGGGAGGUGAGCGGUCCUUGGUUCCGCCCCCCCUCCUUCUCCCCAGCCGCCCACCGGAGCCCGCUUUUGAGUGAGGGGAUGGGCUCCGUUGCCGGCCUGAGGGGAGCGGCUGGGUGGCUGCCCCGCACCCGGUGUGCGCAGGGAAAGGUGAGGCCGCCCUGAAAGGUCCGGGAGCCUCUCACUGGAGAGCGGCAAAUGCUUAAGAAAGAAAAACAACUAACCAAACAAACGCUAUAGGGCAGAUCUGAAGCAUGCUGGCCCUCUCAUAGAAAUCCAGUGUGGUCAUCAUCGCUUUGAGGACUUCAAUAUAUGCUUGCAGUGUAUGGAUAAGAAAAAGUGCUCACAUAACCUCAGGGCCUCUUCUGCUGCUCACACCACCCCACUAGUGAGUGGGCUGAGGAUGCACAAGAAGUUGGGAGGGGACACAGCUGGAACAGCUGACACCAGCUGACUAAAGGAUUUGUCAUAGCUAAUAUAGCUGUGUAUUUUUAUCUCAGUGUGGGAAGAGUUGAAAGACAUCCUCAGAAGGCAUACUCAGGACUUAACCCUGCAAGUACCGUAAGUCUGUAGAUGCAUGAGGGUCUGCUUUUAUCUAUGCUCAGAAGUGUCGAGCUUCUCAGAUGAUGCAGAUGCUGGAUUUGUGACCUGUGCUGGGAGGUGUCUCUGCUUCCUGGUCAGAAUGUGAGUAGGUCCUGCCAUCAACACAGUUUUUGCCUUGCCUACUUUAGGGCAGGCUGCCUGCAUCUACACUGUGCAGUAUUUGAAGGGAUCCUGUAGUGUUUCCACAGCCUUUUUUACACACACAGCACAAAUAUCACCCUUCUGCUGUGCUCACAUCCUGUGAUUAUGCCUGUUCUUACUGUGUACCUUAAGAUGAAUAAAGUUUGGUUUUGAGCAUUGCUGCCCUACCACAUCUCUUCUGGGAGCCGGGGUGGCCUGGCCGUCAAGGUUCCCCGUUCUUCAAGGACUGUGGUAGCCUUGUGUCCUCUGCCACACUGACUUCUCAGCACCUUGAAGCCUGUCUUUGCAUGUGAGACAUCUGAACAAUUUUGAAAGGUUCUUUAUUAAUGAAUACCCUUUUUAAUUUGUCUGAAAUAAAGGGAGAAAUGCAUGUUGCAUACCACUGUAGCAUGUUGCCAGAGAGGUGCGUUACAGCAGCAUGCCAGGCUUGCUAGGAUGAGGUUGGAGGAUUGGACCAAGUGAAGGCAGACUUUGUACUCAAACCAUUUCCUAGAGCUAUCUAGCUGCUGAAUGGCUUCUAGGUUUUGUCUGGGAAGAAGCCUUGUUAUUUUGCUUCAAAGGGCAUUCCAGGAAUAAUCAAGCAUGUGCACAGAGGGAAUGCUAAUGAAUAGGACUUUGGAGCAAAACGGGUGAUGAUUCAAACUGAUAAUAUAGGUGCACUCAAAUUCUUCUUACAUAGUACAUUGGGAGCCUUAGUCUGUAAUUCAGCUGUAAUUCACCAGAACUCCCAUCGUUCUAGAUUCAGUUUUUCAACAUAAGGCUUAUAAGAAUUUGUCAACUUCAGCAAACCGGAUUUUUUUCGCUUAGUCAUAUUUUAGAGAAUGUCAGUUCCAUUUUUAUUGAAGGUUUUAAGAAAAACAGAUACCUUCAAUGAAUUUAGACUUAACAAUUAAACACUGGCAAAGUUUAUAAGCAUUUCGAACUAGAACCUUAUAAUAUGAAGUGUUAGGCAAACUUAACUACAGAUUUCCAUCUGUAUUUAUAUCAUGGUGUGUACUGACUGUCUGUUAUGCCUGUACAGACUGUCCCAAAGUUAACUUUGUCUGCAUCUUAUGUGCAGUAUUUAUUUUAAAAACUCUGCAUAAGUGUGAGUUGUAUUUACAUUCCUAUCAUAAUUUCUUGAGCACGUUAGGAUUUCUUUUGAAGACCAGGCAGGUGAAUAAAAGUACUGAGAUAGGGAGACAACUGCUAAGAAGUCAAAAAAAGGCCUCUGACACAGGUUUUUUGCUGGCAUGCUUUCCACAGAAACAUCACACAUAAUACCUGAUGCAUUCAUUCCCUUUGCAAGGAAGUUCAGAGUAUUUUUAACUUUAUACUCUUUUUUGCUGUCCACAGUUUUUUCCUGUCUAUGAAAGUGGCAUUUAUUGGUGUGAGCAGAGCUGAUUAAUCACAGCUGUUCUUACAGUUUUUAAUUUCCACAGAACAGCUCAAGACUCCAGCAUGUGGUUGUCUCUGCUUUUGUUGCUAUUUUACAUGUUUCUUUCCAACUUUAUUAGAAGACUCUCUGUUCAUAUGUUUCUUGGCUGUUUAGAGAAGUGUUCCAUAUAUACAUUGAUUGAAGAAUCAAUUGCGAGAGUUGUUUUUCCCUUCCUUUCACAGGGGCUGCCAAGAUAGGCAAAGGGCUGCCCAUAAAACGAUCUUGUGCUUUUUAAUUUAUAGAAUUUAUGCCCAGAUUACUACUUUAUCUUUGUUUCGGAGAAAGAUUUAGCAGACAUUUGAACUAAAAUUAACUGGUUUUCAAUACAAAUUGAAAUAGAAAUUCCCUGUUAUUAUCAUAUAAAAGCAGCAGAUUGGUAGCUGCCUGUCCGUAAUUCCCAUGGCACUUUAAAUAUAAAGCUUCUUUCAUAUAUGUAAAGAGGAUAAUGGUAAUAAGGUAAAUCAAGUAUGUAAAUAAAUAAGAUAUGUAAGAUAUAUAAAUGAAUAUAUAUUUACAUGUGUUUACAUAGAAAUCCUACUCCUCACCCUGAGUUAAUUGGAUUUUUGCAAUUUACUUUACUAAGUUGUAGUAGAAUUUUCGUUCUGCUAAAUAUAUUAAGGCCUUUUAAUAUGUAUCUAAAAUGUUAGAAAUUAGAUGAACUAAUAGCUAAUCUUUGAAGAUUUUUUUUUUUAAUCUGCUUGUAUUAUGGAACCAACCAGAGGUUUUAAUUCAAGACUGAAGUAUUUUGGCACCGUAUAUGAAAUGCUGGAAGAAAAAUGACUAAAACUUGAAGUCAGACUCUGGCAUGCUUUGAUACCAUAUGCCUGCACUAUUGAGAGACUGGAGCAGAGUAUCUGGAGAAAGAUGAGAGAGUGUGGGUGGCAAUAGAAAAAACAACCACGACUUAGAUAAUUUAUGGAAUUAUUUCAGCUGAGUGAACCAAGUGAAGACAUCUCAUGGGAACAGGAGACGUCUUGCAGGUCAGUUCUGGGGAAUGGUUCCAUGUGUUGUAAAUUCUUUUCUAGCUUUUGCUUACCACACCUUUGUUCUAAUUAGGUAAACAGAACCAUUGACUUAGCUUGAUGUCAUGAUAGAUUAAUUAGUUUCAAAGAUAUGUCAGUCAGGUAAACGUUAACUAAAAAAACUAUAGAUCUGCAUAAACAUAAAAAAACUAGAGCUCAGCAUAAUUACUCCAGUGAUAAGCGUUCUAGGGAAGGAAAUAAAAGGGAAAAAAAAUGAAAUAGAAGAAAAAAGACAACCGAGUUCCAUCUAAUACUUUCUAUUUGCCCAGAACUGUUAGUUAUUCACUGACAAAUGUGCAAUGGAUGUGUUCCACUUAGAAGAAAUAGAAAUUAACUUUGUAAUUUGCUUAAAUUUUUGUAUAAUUAUCACUUUUUGAAAUAAAUAUUUCAUUUUAUAAAAUGCACAAUUCCCUGCCUCUCCCUUUCCAGUGUUCCAAAACCAUUUUGGACUAAUUUUGAUCUCUGUUUGCAAUUGUAUGCAUGUGUCUGUGUGUUAGUAGCACAGUAUGUUCUCUAUGUCCAUGUGCUGCAAAUCCGGUUGACAGCAGCCUUGCGUCCUAUUCUGUCCUUGUUGUUCUUCAUCACAAAUGGUAAGUGAUCAAAUAACUAAAAUUUUUGUUUUCUUGUACUGAAUUGUGCAACUUCCAGAAUUUCUUCAGGAUGGUCCAUGAAGGGGAGUCUCUUCCCUUUUAAAAAGUCAUGACAUAAACCUUUCAAUUUCGUGUAUAACUUAAUAAAAUGUAGUGUUUCAUAAACGUGUUAAAGUUUAUCCUUAGGUUAUGUAAUGAUUUUUAUUCUUAGAAAUUAUUUCCACUAUCAGAUCUUUGGUACUAACUAUGUCUUUGGCAUAAUUAUGCUUCUGAAGUUCUAUGAGCUCUGAAAAAACCCUGAAAGAUGUUUCAACACAAAGUUUUUCAAGUUUUUGGUGCUUGAAGUGAGGUUCUGUGCUGGGAGACCUCAUUUAAAUUCCACAGUGUGGCACAUAAUUUGAGGAAUUGUGCCUGAUAACCUGGAGUGAUUGAAUAAGUAUACUGAGCUUUGGCUACUGCAAGAGAUGUACAUCCUGACUGACUCUUCAGGCAAGAAAAGCAAGACUCAAGAAGGAAACAGAAAUAUGAACCUACAAAUCACGCCUGGAGUGCUUUGGAAUAGAUGUGAAAGUCCAGACAAAUGCAGACCACUCAAGCACAAGUCACUUUGUAAGCCUGAGAAGGUGAGACGGAGAAGAUGGACAGAAGUUUUACCAUGGUGCUUACUGUAAUUGCUAGGGGUUUCAGUAAAAUUUAAAUCUGUUUAUUGUUCAUUAUAGUGCCCAUUACUGUAUAAUGGAUAAUGGGAUCCCCUUCUGCCAGGGCCCCUGUGCCAAUGAAUCCUUGAAUGUCUCCAGUAAGGACUGAAGCUCUUGGAUGUCGUCUGGAUCAGACAUGCAGGGAUCACGUCUGUGUCAGGAUAACUCUGGGCACUGGGGCAUUGAUGUGUGGGAUGUUAAACUGCCUUACCUCAUCUGGCCGUGUCCUAAAGGUCCUUUUGAGAUGGAGGAUAUUUAUUACUUGAAAGGAAAUGGAAACAAAUGCUUCCAUGAGCAAAGUCAAGAAGGAGCUAUUAACUUGGAAAAGAGAAAGGAAAUAUCAGAUAGGCCUGAUCUUCUGUGUUUGAUGGAUGCAGAAACUCCGUGGACCAGACUGAGGGAUUCUUACUUCUGUGAGCGUAAACAUCAUACCCUCAGAAGAAUUCUUAUACAAAACAUAUUAGCUGAAGGAUUUUAACCUUGUUCUGUAAUGUGUUUUCACACAAGAAGUACUGAAUACUGCUUACUGUUCUACUUAAGAUGUUUUUGGCCAUUGAUUGUUAGUGCAUUUACCACUGUAAAACACUUCUAAAAUCUCUGAAGAAGCAGGUGGAAGACCGAGAAGAUGAGAAAUACUUGGAGUAGUCAAUUAAGCGGAGGUCAUAAAUGAUCCCCUUUCCAAGAGGCAUCAUCAAGAAUUUGUCUGAAAAGAGAAAUUCGCAAAGAAGGAAGCAGAUGUCAAAUUCCUUCUGGCAGCUGGAUGCUUAAAAAUAUUUAAAAUGAAAAGCUACCUGAUCUAAAGCACAAGACACUGAGAGGAUGUGCCUUAACAAGUGAAAGAGAGCACGUACCGGUGGGGUUUACAAUUCUUGCACUGUAGGGAGGGUGCAGAACGGUGAGGAAAUAUGCUGACAUGGCUAAAUUCUGGCAGGAUUUAGGACACUGGCACUGGCAGUGAGGAGGAACUUGAAAAUGAUUUUUGAGCUCUGUAUUCAAACAGCUGCCUGUCUUCCGCAGCAAGCUGUAGAAAAAGAGAGGUUUUGAACCAUUAGGAAAGCAAAGGAAGUGCAAUAGCCCAGAUUUUGAUCAUAAUUACACCCAGGUGGUUCUGAAGUGACUACAUCCGUGUCCUUGAAGUUACACCAGUGCAAAACUUGUGUGAGAACUGAAUCAAGCCCUUUGUUUUCUUGCAUUUGUGUCCCAAAAGAGCACUCUAACAGCUCUUAGUAAAUAAUAAAUUAAUAAUGAUAUGAUGAUCUCCCUUAUGACUGGAAGAAGUACAGAAAAAUUAAUGUCAGAAUAAGAAUUUGCUUGCAAGAUUCUUAGAACGUGCCAUUUCUACAUUUGUAUUGGAUAUAUGAUGCUCUUCUGGAAUGAUUUUAAUUUCUGGACUGAUUUUAAUUUUUAUUUCAAACAUGAGAAAUAUCAAAUUUAGUCACUUAGUAUGUGGUGAACAAUACAAAACCUACAGCAUAUAGCCUAUAGGUCAAAUGAGUGAGACCUGUUGUCUUUUCAUCAUAAAACACCUUUUAAUCCCCAGCAGAAAGUAGGAAUGAACACAACUAGUGAAAGCAAGUGCUUUUGCUGUCUCCGUACUGUAAAGCAAAUAAUAUUUUAGUAGAUGGUUUUGUUUGUGUUUCCCCAUUUGUGCCUCCGAAUACACCAGAUUGCAAUGUUACAUCACAUUUUUAAUGACUAGAACCAUGUCCUGAGAUCCCCCUCUGACCACACCACAACUUCCUUCUUUCUUUUCCCCUCCUGGCUACAGGACUGUAUGUAAUUAUGCUGAGGACAUAAUCCAAUUAAUUAUUGACAGAACACGUAAUCACCACUCAGAUCUCUCUCUGAUAUAUCCCUUUGCUGCUCUCUGACUUUUGUUUGUCGUGCACUAGGGAGGUGGAAAGGCAGUAAAAUGAGUUUUAAAGGUAGGACGUUUCUCAGUAUUCUGUAUCAGCCAGAGAGGCUUUUGACACCCUGGGCUCUUUAGAUGUGAAGCUAUUGUUCUCGUCUGUGCUAAACAAGUGUCCUCGAGAAAGCUCAGUAGGAUGGAGGCUUAUGGUUCAUUUUAAGUGAAGGAUAUAAUAGGAGCAGAUAACUUUGAUUUGUGCAAAGGAAAAGUGUGAUGUCUUUCAGGGAUUCCUGGUUUUCACGGCAAAUUUUUCUUCUGCUGCUGAUUAAAGGGAAAAUGAUAAAUAAGAGCUCUUUGUUCGGUUUAAAGGAGAAAUGUAGCUUUAGAAAGCCGUCUUAUUUAGUAAAAAAAAAAAUCCUGACCUCCAAUAGCCUUUGACUAAAAUCUGCUAGUAGCAGAAACUAAAGAUGAGGCUGUUUCUGUAACUAUUAGAAGCCAAGUAAGGACAGUAAUAAUUUCUGUCCCUUUGACCGGAAAAUGUCCUGGGGGCCGGGGGGGGGUGGGGAAGUGCCCGGGGGUUGCCCGUAAUUUAGGAUUACAAGCAAAGCAUGCCAAGAGCGGAUAGGAAAAAGAGAUAAUGAGGUGAGAAAGCAAAGAAGGGCUUUAUUGUAAAGUAAAGAAAACUAAGCUGUGGAGUGAAAAAAAAAUAAUAAAAAUAAAAGUUAUGGCGUAGAUGGAGCCGGCCCUUGCAGCCCGAGCGACCUCGGCUGACCUAGUGCCGGCUUCGAGGGUGGGCGCGGAACCGUACGGCCCCUGACCCCCACCGGGGGCCUGGUGGGUGCUGGUGCCCCGGGCAUCAGCUCCGGUCUUCGCACGGCUCUGGGAGCCGAGCUGAGCGCUACCCAGUGACCCGGCUCUGCCUGGGGCUUCUCCACCGCCUGCGCUCGGUGGGGCCCGGGCUAGCACCGGCGGCUGCGGGCAGCGGGGGGCACCGGGGGCACUCAACGCCCUGCCCCUGGGGCGGUGUGAGACGGUCCUUCACGGCGGCCUUCUGAGUGGGUUUGCAAGAGCUCCGCUACCUUUAGUUUUCACGGCGCGACACGCGUGGGGCUGGGAGAGGCACUGCGGGGAGCGGGGACACGGCGGCGCCGAGAGCCGGGUCUGACAGAAGUGCAGCACCUUCUCCUGGUCCCUGGAGCCCGGUGUGGGCGCUUGUCCCAUCUUCUCUCCCCUCCUUCUGGAUGUGCCAGCGUGGCUUCGGUUCCUUCCUUGCCGGGAACAACGUUCAAAGGGAGCGGGGCGUCGCCGCCCCUAGGCACACGGCAGCCAGGUUUGCUGCUGCUGGGCAGUUUGGGACCGCGGAGGAGCGCGGUGCGUUCCGCGUGGGGUCGUGGGGAGGGAGCCGAGGCCGCUGCUCCCGUUUGCCGGGCGAAAGGCACGGACGGUGGGUGGAAGUGGCUUAGGCACUGACACCUUUGCCUCUCAGCAGCCUGCGGCGCCCGCAGCCGCGCCUGGGCGGGCGGUGCCCGCGGCGGGAGGAGCGGGGUGAUGUCCCGCCGCAGCCUGCCCUGCCGGGGCUGCCGCAGAGGUUCUCCGGGGCUUCGUCGAGGGCGAUGAGUUUAAUGACCAACAUUCAGUCGGGAGAAGCAAGCUCACCUCAGGCUCUAGACCCACCGCCCCAGCAUCACCGGAGGUGCCCGAGCCGGGCGGAGCCGGUGCAGCCCCGAGCCCGGUGCGGCGGGAAGCCGGCGGGGCGCCCGCUCAAGGGGGACGGUGGAAAGGCGAAGUGCUGAGGGGUUUUAGGGGCCGGCGGAGCGAGCUGCGCGGCCAGACGGAUCGGGAAGCCCCAGGCGGGCACCUGAGCCGGAUCUUUUGACACCUCAGCUAAAGCUGCCCGAUUUCCAGGGGCGCCGCGCUCCCGCCGAGGACGGGGCGCCGGGGACCUGGGAGCAGAGUCGGAGUCACUGGUUUAACUGUGAGAUACCGCACGGUGCUGCUUUCCUUGGGAGGCAGCGGUGGGAGCGGUUACACGGGCUGAUACAAACCGUGAAUGCUGAGGAGCAGGAACGCUGCGGCGUCAGACGAACACUGUCACAGACAAGACAGGGGCUGUAACGCCCUUCCAAACAGCUUUCCGCAGGUUUAGCUUAUAGUAAUGCGGGCGCGACUUGGCGUCCCCAGCUUGCCUUCUCCUCGGGCGGUGCACCCCUUUCCAAAACUUCGUGAGGGACCGAACAGCCCGGACGCCUUGUCCUGCUGCGAUCAAGGACGAGGAGGCGUUCAGAGGCACAACGGGAGGUGCUUAGGACCCGCUGUUUCUGGGCGGCUUUGCACAGCUCCUGCGGAGGCUGCAGGAUGCUCCCCACGCUGGGCUUCACCUGUCGGGCUCUGCGGGAGCGAGUUCUGGCACCCCUCACCCUUUGAAAGGCAGCUGCCGACCCCCGGGGCGAGGGGGUGUGGUUGGUGUGAGCCUCGCACCGUCGGGCUGGGCGCUCCCCUCCUGCCCGAGCCCCGCAUCCGCCGUCUCUCGGCGGGGCUGGCCCCGCCUCGCCGCAGGUGCAGGUCGCGCUGUCCCCGGCCGGGCUCCGUCACCGCCUGCGCGACGGGGCGUCCUCGGCGGGGCAGGUCUCCCGGCCAGGACGGCUUUCCCCCGCCUGUUUUUUUGGCCGGGAUUCACUUGCCUACUCGGCGCCGGCGAGCCCUGCACCUUCGCUGUCCCAGGGCUCGACCCCGGGGGCGGCUCCCCGGGAUCAGAGAGGGAGCGAACAGCCCUCCGGGCCGGCCUCUAGGGCCACCGCGGUGCUCUCUGCCCGGGGAGACCCGGAGGUCUGGAUUUUCCCCUGGGGACGUACAGUACCCACCCUUUCCCUUCGGGUCGCGGGCGGGGCGCGCUCCUGCCGCCGCCGAGCGAAAGCCCGUCGCCGCCCCCGAACCCCCAGCAGCCCAUCCUCUCCCGCCUGCCGCUUCGCCUUCCCCUCCUCGGCUGCGGGGAGGAUAUUGCGAGGUAGGCAAAAGGGAAAGUGAGUGUAGCGGUCUGAAGACAGAGAGAGAGACAAUCAAGGUUAGACGUGUAUUUACUCAACCUUUAUUAUUUAAAAAAAUUCAUAAAAAAAAAAAAAGGUGA